AUGUUGACAGCAAUCGGUCGCGCAGCGGCCCAGCGCCUGGUCAUUCGCGCCGCGCCAUUGACCGCCUCCCGAGCCGUCCCACGCGUCGCAUGCCGGGCCUUCUCGACCACCAAGUCGGCGCAUCUCCCAGCCAAAGCUGCCGCCGCCUCGUCCACCAAGACGAAGGCUAAGAAGACGACGACGACAGCCGCGAAGAAGAAGCCCGUUGCGAAGAAACCGGCAGCGAAGAAGCCCGCGGCCAAGACGAAGAAGGUUGCUGCGAAGAAGCCCGCGAAGACUAAGACGGGCCAGGGUCGCGGUCGCCCCCGCAGAGCCCCGACACCCGAGGAGAAGCUUAAGGUCCUGAAGAAGGAGUUGAAGCAGGUCGCUCUGCUUGCCAGCGAACCCUCAAACAAGGUCACGUCCGCAUGGAUGGUGUAUCAGACAGAGAGGUUGAGGGCGGAGACAAUUGCCAGGGAAGCAUUUGGGGAUCGGAUUACAGCUUUUGCGGAAGAUUUUAAGAACCUUUCUACUCACGAGCUCCAGCGCCUCCAAGAGACGGCCGAGGCGAACAAGCUCAAGAACAACGCCGCGUACAAAGCUUGGGUUGAAUCCCACACGCCGCUGGAAAUCAACAAUGCCAACAACGCGCGUAAGCGCCUUCGCGCAUUGAGCCCCAAGGAGGAUGGAAAGCGCCAGGUCAAACCGAGAUCAAUUGUUGACGAGCGCUUGCCCAACCGCCCAACGUCAGCCUUCUUGUUCUUUGUCAAGGCGCGUUGGGCCCAAGGUGACCUUCCCUCGGCGAUCGGACCGGCGACCAAGGCUAUUGGUGAAGAGUGGAACAACCUCACAGAGGCCGAGAAGGCCCCGUACCUGGCGUUGGCAAAAUCCGACAUGGAACGAUAUGAGCGAGACGUCAGCAACGUCCUGGGACGUGAGGUCGAACAUCGCACUCGCACUUGA
This is a messenger RNA of Colletotrichum siamense, 942 nucleotides long. It is a transcript of the gene HMGT, whose product is annotated as High mobility group-T protein. The transcript has 2 exons. Lineage: Eukaryota; Fungi; Ascomycota; Sordariomycetes; Glomerellales; Glomerellaceae. The record is from RefSeq and is a predicted model, not a curated record. The coding region runs from base 1 to 942 and encodes 313 amino acids.